AUAUCGUGAAACAUCGUGUCUCGAGUCGGUCAAACAUGCCUGUCGCGUGCCGUAAAUGUGGGGGUCCUGCCAUACUAAAGAGGCCGAAAACUGGAGAUGCUUUGUGCAAGGAUUGUUUUUACGCUGCCUUUGAGAGUGAGAUCCAUCACACCAUUACAACAGGGAAGCUAUUCACCAGAGGGGAAAGAGUAGCUGUCGGAGCAUCGGGAGGCAAAGAUUCCACAGUAUUAGCUUACGUGUUGAAGCUACUCAAUGAAAGAUAUGACUACGGUCUUGAUCUGGUUCUACUCUCUGUUGAUGAAGGAAUUACAGGAUACAGAGAUGACUCACUGGAGACUGUGAAAAGGAACCAACAACAGUAUGAUUUACCCUUGAAGAUUGUCUCGUAUGAGGAGUUAUAUGGCUGGACAAUGGAUGCGAUUGUAAAGCAGAUUGGUUUAAAAAAUAAUUGUACAUUCUGUGGUGUGUUCAGACGGCAGGCGUUAGACCGAGGCGCAAUGCUUGUAAAUGCAGACAAGAUCGUCACAGGACACAAUGCUGAUGAUAUUGCUGAAACAGUUCUCAUGAACAUACUGAGAGGUGAUAUUGCAAGGCUUAGGAGAUGUACAGAUAUAAUAACAGGUGGAGAAGGAGCAUUGCCACGGUGUAAACCAUUCAAAUACACCUAUGAGAAAGAGAUUGUGAUGUAUGCAUACUUCAAGAAGCUGGAUUAUUUCUCUACGGAGUGUAUCUACUCUCCCAAUGCUUACCGAGGCUAUGCUAGGGCGUACCUGAAAGACCUGGAGAAGAUCAGGUCCACAUCCAUCAUUGAUAUCAUUCAUUCUGGAGAGAGUCUAUCCAUCAAAAAGGAUGUUAAAAUGCCUACUCAAGGAACCUGCUCAAGAUGUGCUUACAUCUCCAGCCAACCGGUUUGUAAGGCUUGUACACUCUUAGAAGGACUCAAUAAAGGCCUGCCAAAGCUUGGAAUCGGUAAACCACACAAGGCGAGACAGAGAUUGGAUGCUGUUGAUCACAAGGCAUCAGGAGGCUCAUCAAAGCCCUCUUCAUCCCACCUACCAAUGUCUUCAUCUUUAUCGGUAGCAACAUCAUCGUCGUCAUUAUCAUCAAAUACUGCUGAAGUGAAGCAGGUUGUCGACUUCUGACAGGCUCAGGUUCUAAUCAUCAUAAUAGAAAUAUAUAUUUUUUUAAUGUAUCGGGACUGAGUGGCUGCAUACGUGGGUUGAGACCAAAUACGAAUCAUUUGUGGUGCCUUUAAGAGAAUUGUAUCCUCCUGUUUCCAGUGAGGGCUCUUUAUUGAAUUAAGGUAAACUGGGCUUUUAUUUAAACAAUGAAAUAGAUAAUAAUGUUGCUAGUACUUAGCAGGAAUAUUUCUUUUACAUGCUUGUAAAGAUUUCUCUAGCUAUGAUUUCUCCCACUAUCUGAAGAAAAGUUAAAUAAAAGUUGAUAUAAAAAUGAAUGCCUUAUUUUUCUGGUAAGAAAAAUUGUAAAUGUAUAAUAUCCUCUUUGACAACAAUCGUACAAAACUGUAUAUUCUAUUUUUUUUAAUUUGCAACCCGCCAUUUGUUGAGCUGAAUGGUAUUCUGAGGCUCAAUGUUGAUUACGCCGCUACCAAAGAAGUAGGGGCUCUGGUCUCGCUUUGCUGGAGGCAAGACAAAAACACAAGCAGUACAGAGUGAACUUGAAACAACUUUUGUUACAUGCAUUUCACAUGUGGGGGG
Messenger RNA from Lytechinus variegatus (green sea urchin), 1718 nucleotides. Its product is annotated as cytoplasmic tRNA 2-thiolation protein 1-like. The transcript has 11 exons. Gene Ontology annotation, molecular function: tRNA binding. Gene Ontology annotation, biological process: tRNA wobble position uridine thiolation. NCBI's taxonomy places the organism in Eukaryota, Metazoa, Echinodermata, Echinoidea, Temnopleuroida, Toxopneustidae. The coding region runs from base 36 to 1142 and encodes 368 amino acids. Gene Ontology annotation, cellular component: mitochondrion; cytosolic tRNA wobble base thiouridylase complex. The record is from RefSeq and is a predicted model, not a curated record.